This is a messenger RNA of Suillus clintonianus, 1165 nucleotides long. Its product is annotated as 1-Cys peroxiredoxin. Gene Ontology annotation, molecular function: peroxiredoxin activity. The transcript is spliced from 7 exons. Bases 75 to 749 code for a protein of 224 amino acids. NCBI's taxonomy places the organism in Eukaryota, Fungi, Basidiomycota, Agaricomycetes, Boletales, Suillaceae. Gene Ontology annotation, biological process: cellular oxidant detoxification; cell redox homeostasis. Gene Ontology annotation, cellular component: mitochondrion; cytosol. The record is from RefSeq and is a predicted model, not a curated record.
CCUCCCCGUAUUAUAAAGGGGUUUGGUCAAGGCUUGAUCUACGCAUUCCUUUACCGAUAUAUCAGACGUUUACAAUGCCUUCCCUUCGUCUCGGAAAUAUUGCCCCCGAUUUUGAAGCAGAGACUACUGCCGGACCUAUCAAGUUCCACGAAUGGAUCGGCGACUCUUGGGCAAUUCUCUUCUCGCAUCCUGGAGACUUUACCCCCGUUUGUACUACUGAGCUCGGCGAGGUCGCUCGCCGCGCCGAUGACUUUGCUAAGCGCAAUGUUAAACUCAUUGGCAUCUCUGCCAACGGCCUCAAAGACCACAACAAAUGGGUAGAAGAUAUUAACGACUUCGGCUCGAAAUUCGGUCCAACCAACGUGCAGUUCCCCAUCAUUGCCGACGAGGACCGGAAAAUCUCCACCCUCUAUGAUAUGCUUGAUGAGCAAGAUGCCACUAACCGUGAUGCAAAGGGUCUUCCCUUUACGAUUCGCACUGUAUUCGUGGUUGACCCCAAGAAAGUCAUUCGCUUGACCAUAGCUUAUCCGGCUUCUACCGGACGAAACUUCGAUGAGAUUCUCCGUGUUGUCGACUCUUUGCAGCUUGGCGAUAAACACCGCAUAACUACACCAGUCAAUUGGAACAAGGGUGACGACGUCAUUGUCCACCCUUCCGUUGCCAAUGACGAGGCCAAGGUGCUCUUCCCCGAAGUCACCUUCCACAAGCAACCCUACCUACGCACAACACCCCUUAACGUUAGUGAAUAAAGAUAGGAUGCCGGACGGACGAAUUGCGAUGUCUAUAAGCGUCAUUGAUCCCACUUCCGCGAUCAGCUCAACUGAGAUAAUGAGAUAUGCGAGGCAGACUAAAAAGAUAGUCCAUAUAUUGUAUUACAUAUGUAUAAAGUUGCGCUGGCGAUCAACCGGCUACGCUCACAAGAUGGCCGAGAGAUGCUAUGGGAAGUUAGCUGAGGCUGAAGCUCAGUCCGUGAUAUUACUCCGCUUCUAGCACUGUUCGAAUAAGUCCACGAGGAGCUUAAAGUCAGCAAACUAUAUAUGUAUGACCUGUGCAUGAACUGCGGAGGGCUGGAGCAAAGUCCCAUGAGUACUUGCCUUAUAUAUAAUACGAUGAUCAAUGCAAUUAAGCCGAAAUAUGUGGUUGUUUGUAUCUGUUGAAUUCUAAG